GCAGGGUUGUUUCCAGAGCGCAGAGACGAUGCUGUGGAAAGGAGCCGCUUAACCUCCCACAAUGCCCUUUUCUGACUUCGUCUUAGCACUGAAGGACAACCCGUACUUUGGGGCUGGGUUUGGCCUUGUCGGGGUGGGCACAGCCCUGGCGUUGGCCCGGAAAGGGGCCCAGUUCGGGCUGGUGGCUUUCAGGCGUCAUUACAUGAUCACCUUGGAGGUGCCCAGCAAGGAUAAGAGCUACCACUGGCUGCUGAACUGGAUCUCCCACCACGCCAAGCACACGCAGCACCUCAGCGUCGAGACGUCGUACCUGCAGCAUGAAAGCGGGCGCGUCAGCACCAAGUUCGACUUUGUCCCCAGCCCUGGGAACCAUUUCAUCUGGUAUCGCAGGAAGUGGAUUCGCAUCGAGCGCAACCGGGAGAAGCAGAUGAUUGAUCUGAACACAGGGACCCCUUGGGAGUCCGUCACCUUCACUGCGCUGGGCACUAACCGGGAGAUCUUCUUCAACAUCCUCCAGGAAGCCCGGGAGCUGGCGCUGCAGCAGCAGGAGGGGAGGACGAUCAUGUACACGGCCAUGGGAGCAGAGUGGCGGCAGUUUGCCUCCCCCCGCCGCCGUCGGCCUCUCAGCUCGGUGGUGCUGGAGGAAGGUGUGUCGGAGAGGCUGGUGCAGGACGUGAAGGAGUUCAUCGACAACCCCAAGUGGUACAGCGAGAGAGGGAUCCCCUACCGAAGAGGCUACCUGCUGUACGGUCCUCCCGGCUGUGGGAAGAGCAGCUUCAUCACAGCUCUGGCUGGGGAGCUGCAGUACAGUAUCUGCCUGCUGAGCCUCAGUGACCGCAGCCUCUCCGAUGACCGGCUCAAUCACCUCCUGAGUGUGGCACCGCAGCAGAGCAUCAUCCUGCUGGAGGACGUGGACGCUGCCUUCGUCAGCCGGGACCUCGCUGCUGAGAACCCAGCUGUGUACCAAGGCAUGGGGCGCCUGACCUUCAGCGGCCUCCUCAACGCGCUGGAUGGUGUGGCCUCCACAGAGGCCAGGAUUGUCUUCAUGACCACCAACUACGUGGACAGGGCGCUGGCGGUCUCCGAGCAGAUCAGCUCUGCGCAGGUGCAGGGCCACUUCAUGCUCUACAAGACGGACCCUGAGGGAGCCAUUUCAAACAUACGCUCCAUCCUGCUGUGA
Messenger RNA from Opisthocomus hoazin, 1180 nucleotides. The record is from RefSeq and is a predicted model, not a curated record. Lineage: Eukaryota; Metazoa; Chordata; Aves; Opisthocomiformes; Opisthocomidae.